GCAUGGAAAUCUUUUACAGACUUGGUUCAGCAUCAAGGGGAUAGGGAUCGCCAGGACAUAGGAAUGUGCUGAUUGACAAUUGAGGCAAUCAUCACAUGUGUACAGCGAUGGAGCUUCCGCAACAUGUAAAUGCAAUAGAUUCAAUCCUUUCCUUGAAGAGGCAUUAAGUUGCAUAGUAAUGACUACAUUGUCGCGCCACUGGCGACUACCUGUUGAAGACCAACAGAGUUCAUUUAAAAGCCAACAUGGGGGGCUCAGGGUCCAGCUGUCAAGGUUCUACAUGAAUCCCAUUGUGCAACCGUUUGCAAUGCAACACAUCCCAUCCUUCUAUGCCAGGACGGGCCUUGUCCGCUUCAGUCUUACCACUUGCCUCCACUCCCACCACCAUCCGAAGGAACUCCCCAUACAAUGCAACUCAAGCCAACUUUCAAUUUUGACAAAGGAAUGGCUCUGUCUUCCUGCUGCCUGCCGCCAUCUCCCACUGGUCAUUGCAGCGCGAGCUCGUGCAAUGUGCUAGCAGGUCCCUUCAC
This is a messenger RNA of Coccomyxa subellipsoidea C-169, 530 nucleotides long. RefSeq lists its product as hypothetical. Bases 179 to 517 code for a protein of 112 amino acids. The record is from RefSeq and is a predicted model, not a curated record. NCBI's taxonomy places the organism in Eukaryota, Viridiplantae, Chlorophyta, Trebouxiophyceae, Coccomyxaceae. The transcript has a single exon.